Molecule: messenger RNA, 1227 nt
Organism: Venturia canescens
Lineage: Eukaryota; Metazoa; Arthropoda; Insecta; Hymenoptera; Ichneumonidae
Product: sentrin-specific protease 1-like
Exons: 1
Coding region: 1-1227 (408 amino acids)
Biological process (GO): proteolysis; protein desumoylation
Cellular component (GO): nucleus
Molecular function (GO): deSUMOylase activity
Source: RefSeq, a predicted model, not a curated record
AUGGACGUGUCAACCCAAACAGCGGUACCAAAGAGGAAUUUCUCACAACAGACGGGUGAAAGCGGUGACUGGGACAUCGAGCAAAAAAAUGUUGGAGCAGUGGUCACGAGAGAACGUUAUGCGAGAGGGGAGAGGGUUGAGGUUAUUCCUAUCAUUAAUCUGGAAUUAAGCAACAAAGGAAAUCAAAACCAAGGAACACAAACAGGAGAAUAUUUAAAAAACAAAGCUGUCCAAACGCUCUGGCAUCUCUAUGAGAUAGAACUAGAGGAGAAGCAUAGAUCGAACAGAAAGAGCGUUAUUGAAUUGAUUGUCAGAAAUCAAUUUUUCAAACGAAUAGAGGAGGAAUUUAGCGUGCCCUCCAUUCUCUCACCCAUUCGAGAAGAGAGGGAGCACAAUAUUGCAGAGGACCCUGAGGACUGGAAAACUUGGAAAGCAGGACAAUUUUUCUGGCAAACCAAGAAAGAAGACAUAAAGAAACAGCCGAUCCGAGAGACGAGUAGUGAUAAGAAGAGAGAAAAGAACGAUGAAAAGGACACAGUCCAGAUAAUGGACAUUGAGAAAAAGAAGGAAGCAAACAAUAAGGAAAAUCAAAGUGCAAAUAUAGAAAAGAAGAGAAAAGAAAACGACGGAGAUGACAAACCAAAAGUAAAAAAAAUGAAAAGGGAAGAUUUAGAAACUCUACAAGAAAAAAAAUGGCUGAAUGAUGAAAUAAUAAAUUCAUAUUUGGAUUUGCUUAGUGAGGAUGAGACUCUCGGUCAUAGGAUAUAUGGAAUGAACUCCUUUUUCUUUCCUCGACUGCACAUCAGUGGCUACCAAGCUAUAAAGAGAUGGACAAAAAAAAUAAAUCUCUUUGAGUUCGACAAAGUGAUCGUUCCCAUUCAUUUGGGCCAUCAUUGGUGCCUCGCGGUCAUCAAUUUCGGAAAUAAGACGAUCAAGUAUUACGAUAGCCUGGGAGGAGAAAAUCGCCAGUAUUUGGAGGAAUUGCUUCAAUACCUGAUGUUGGAGGCGAGCAAGAAAGGGCAAAGAGAUUUCAACAAGGAAGAAUGGAAGCUCGUGAUAAAAAAAAAUAUACCCCGACAACUAAAUACGUACGAUUGCGGGGUUUUUAUCUGUAUGUUUGCGAGGUACGAAGCAGAGGGCAAGAGGGUUGAUUUUGACCAAAGGGACAUGUCUCAGCUGCGCCGGAAAAUCAAAAAAGAAUUGGAGGCCGGAAGUCUCGAGAAAUAA